CUGCUCCCCAGGUAAACAAAAAAAUGGUCUACAUACAUUUUCCUGCGAAUUUGACUGAAGAAGAAGAAAUGUUGAAACUAAAGUAUGCCCGUUUAAGGAAAAAGAAAAAGCAACUGCAAGCGCUUAAGACCAUAAAACCAGAGAGGGAACCUGUGAAAGAAAAACCAGUGAAGCGCCCAUCAGAGUCUGCAGAAGAUGCCAAGGAGCAGGCUAAGAAACUGGUCAUGUCAGGGGCCAUCAAGCUCAGUGACAAGAAAGAGAAGCAAGGAUUCAAGCGUUCCAGAAAUUUUGAAAAGAAACUACAGGACCCUGAGAAGACCCCCCAGCCUAUGGUUGCAUUCACACCAUUCGCGGCUACCCAGGGAGAAGAACGGGAGGAGCGAGAAGAGAGGCCUGCAAGGCCCAGAGGAGCCCAGGUGCGAGGGCUGUAUGACAGUUUUGUGAAGGGAGACCGGGAACCAAGGCCAGAUAGGGAGGUGGGUCGUGAGGAAAGAGAGGAGAGGUUCCGAGAAAGACGACCAGUCAGGGAGAGGGAGCCUCUGCCAAAGAAAGGUAAUACGGUAUACGUCCAUGGUAUGGGUGUGAGCGAGGAAACUCUCCGGAAAACUUUCUCCAACUUUGGCAAGAUAGUGAACGUAUCUAUGGAGAAAGAGAGGAAUUGUGGAUUUAUAACUUUUGAGAAUAUGGACUCAGCUGACAUUGCAAUUCAAGAGGGUGGUGGGGCGAUGGUUGAGGGUAUCCAGUUGAAGGUUUCCAUGGCCCGUCGCCAACCCUCCUUUGAUGCAGCUACCAGCGACCAGUCUACCACCUCAUGGGCAGCCAUAGCGGCCAGCACUUCACAGAAGGGUGUCUUCAAGGACAAGAGAGAUGUCGUGGCAUAUGAAGAUGACAUGUUUUGAAGUGUUGUCCUCACUGGAUAAAUAUUCCGCAAACAUUCAAUAUACAUGUACCACCUGAAUAUGAUUCAAAAGAAGUUUAUUGUCAAGUAUAAGAGAAAUCUUGUGACCUAAGGAAAUGACAUGUUCUGAAAAGUGGUGCUUAUUGCUUAAUGAACCUAAAAAGAAUGUCCAAACUAAUUACGGUAUGGCUUAAGCAAUAUUCUUGAGUAUUGUAAGGCCCAUAACUCAGGUUUCGAGAAAAAAUGACAUGUUCUGAAAAGUGGUGCUUAUUGCUUAAUGAACCUAGAAAGAAUGCCCAAACUAAUUACAGUAUUGCUUAAGCAAUUUUCUUGAGUAUUGUAAGGCCCAUAACUCUGGAGUUAAUAGCUGUUAAGUUAUGCCCCUUGUUCAAAUGAAAAAAAAACCCACAGCUCUGCUACACUCUUGUUGAAGCUAAGUCAUCAUGCAUUUCUUUGUCCAGGUUUACCAUGUGACAAGCAUUCUCGUACACCAAAGUGGUGAUGCUAUGCGACAACAUUAGCAUUAUUGAAUCGCUGAUGAAUAAGAAUGGUGCCUAGUAAAUAUCUCCAUUUGUUUAACAUUCACGAAUAUUUAUAACAUGGUGGUUCGGCCUCAUGUCAAAUCUGAUUAAAGAACCAUCAAACCAAUGUCCCUUGCCAAGCAGGACUAUGACGUUUUACAGAUUACAUGAUUGCUUUAGUUCUACAGAUCGGGAAAGAGCAAUUGCAACUUUGGCAUCUCCUGGAUACUUCGUUGAGGGGGUUUCUUUGAAUGAUUUUAGUACAGACAUGUACAAUAUGCUCUUUCUUAAUGUAACUGAUAUGAAAUAAAUGUGAAACAAAGAA
This is a messenger RNA of Mya arenaria, 1744 nucleotides long. Its product is annotated as negative elongation factor E-like. Gene Ontology annotation, molecular function: RNA binding. The transcript is spliced from 10 exons. Lineage: Eukaryota; Metazoa; Mollusca; Bivalvia; Myida; Myidae. Bases 24 to 899 code for a protein of 291 amino acids. Gene Ontology annotation, biological process: negative regulation of transcription elongation by RNA polymerase II. Gene Ontology annotation, cellular component: NELF complex. The record is from RefSeq and is a predicted model, not a curated record.